Molecule: messenger RNA, 1326 nt
Organism: Closterium sp. Naga37s-1
Lineage: Eukaryota; Viridiplantae; Streptophyta; Zygnematophyceae; Desmidiales; Closteriaceae
Source: the annotation of a GenBank genome assembly
AUGUACCUUACCAUGCCGUCUCCCCUCUUCCCCGCCUUCUGGACUUCUUCCUCUCCUCCCUCACCGAUCGCGGAGGUCCUAUCCAAUAAUUAUCUUCUCUCGCUCGUGCUGCGCUCGCUAACGCGCGACUCCUUCCAUUACGCGCUUGUCUCCAAGCAAUGGUACGCCGUAGCGCGCUUCUCGCUCACGCACCUCCGAGUCAAUUCCAGGAUCCAAUUCUCCGUUCUCCUAGACACGAUUCGCAGCUUCUCCUCCCUCACGCACCUCGAGCUUCGGUACUGUCACGUUUCGAAUCCGAACGGCGAUGCUUUCUUCCAAUGCGUGGGCGCCACGUGUCCGCAUUUGACACAUUUGACCGUACACUACCAGGCUCUCCUGCACAUCACGUGCAACGGCCUCUCGUCUCUCUUCCAUGGCUGUCGCAAGCUCCGCGACCUCUGCCUGCUCACCUUCAACCACCUCACGCACCUCCCGCCCGCCGUCUCUCUCCUCUCCGACCUCACAACCCUCCAUCUCUGCCGCCGCACUGGCGACGAUUACUUCGAGCAUCUGCUUUUGCCAACCGAAAGCAUCCGCGCGCUUCAGCAGCUACGGGAAGUCCGCUCGAAUACAGGGUCGCCGUUACAAGGACUCCCGGAUUCCACCAGCAGCCUCGCGCACCUCCCCAGCUCGAUUGGUCUCUUACCACAUUUGCAAACCCUAGACAUUGUGAUGGGUGUGCAGUCAAUCCCGGAUUCCUUUCAGCAUCUCACCAGCCUACGUUCCCUCUCGCUGCAGUCCCAGCAUUUAAUGUGCCUGCCCGAGCAUGUGAUGGGGGCGAUGACGCGAUUGGAGGAGCUUUUCCUUCGCUGGGGGUCCCUCCAGACCCUCCCGGACACCAUCUGCUCCCUCCCCCUCUCCUCCCUCUCCAUCGACGCAUGCCCUGCACUCACCUCUCUUCCUGACAAUCUCGGAUCCCUGGCACACCUUGAAACCCUAGCGCUGGUCAAUCUGCGCAACCUCUGUGCUCUGCCCGAGAGCGUGGGCAACUUACAGCGAUUGAGGAGGUUGAGAAUCGAGAGUGUGCGUCUGCUGCAGCUGCCGGAAAGCCUGUGCACGGGGAGUGUGAGGCACCGCCUGGAGAAGCUGUACCUGCGCGGCUGCAGUGAACUGAGGCGGCUGCCGCCCCAGCUGCCCAUGCUGACUCGCCUGCAAGAGCUCGAAAUCACCGCCUGCCCUCGCCUCGAGUCCCUAGAGCCUCUAGCCACAGCCAGAGCACAGCAAGGAGCAGCGCACCGCACAGCAGCCCUGGGGCCUGGCGUCUCUCACCAGCCUAUCUCUGCGUAA